Cladophialophora carrionii CBS 160.54 is the source of this 1482-nucleotide messenger RNA. RefSeq lists its product as uncharacterized. Gene Ontology annotation, molecular function: phosphoric diester hydrolase activity. The transcript has 2 exons. Gene Ontology annotation, biological process: lipid metabolic process. Bases 1 to 1482 code for a protein of 493 amino acids. The record is from RefSeq and is a predicted model, not a curated record. Lineage: Eukaryota; Fungi; Ascomycota; Eurotiomycetes; Chaetothyriales; Herpotrichiellaceae.
AUGGCCGGGUUGGAUGUGUCCCAGUUGAAGCUACCAGACAUUGACUUUCUGAACCCCUCGAAAGGCAUACAAUGCUAUACCUACAACUGUGUCUCUGGAUGUUCGAUCGAGCUCUCUGUUCCUGGAAAACCGCCACUGAUCAAAUCGGGCAUGAAGCGGUUCACGAUUGACCAUCUCGAGCUCGAGCGCAAGGACACGACUCCGCCCUAUUUCAACGGCAUCUUUCGUUGUCGGGUUCUGCAAAAUGGCCGUGAAGUCUUCAACAAAUGGGUCGAGAUCAACGCCAUCACUGGAACACUGGGCCAGGGGACCAUGACGACCCUGGUCGACCAGACCUCGUUGAUCAGCAACGACAUUUGUGUGACGCACUGUUUCUACGAUGCGCCUCACAAGGGCAACAUCGCCGGCCUUCCGUACUGGGAUCAGUUCUAUGUAACGGUCAGUCCGAAUAUCUCGGCAUGGAUGUCCACCAUUGCACCGUUGGGGUCCGUAGCUGCGGCGAAGCCCUUCAGGCGCCUUGUUCUGCCGGCCGCGCACGAUGUCGGCAUGAACAGCUUGCACACUUCAGAUAUAUUGUUCCAGAGAUUCGGAGCAGCGUUUGCAAGGGUGGUCGAGUCAAUUGCGCCCGCAGGCAAAGAUCUGCAGAUAGCAGACAUCCUCAAAGGCCCUCUGAUACCCAACGUGAUCCAGAGCUCUUCGAUCACGCAGAAGGACGAGCUACAGUCCAUGCUGGCCAUCGGGGCGCGCUACUUCGAAUUCCGACCAGCUUACUUACACCAAGCGUUUCGUGGACUGCCACAGCUUCAGGACAUGAAGGACAAAUUGUUCUUCAUGCAUGGCCCGAUCCCGGGGAUGGGGUACAACGACUUUCUGGACGACUGCGUCGCCUUCCUCGUGCGCAAUCCGGGAGAAAUCGUGGUGGUCCACCUCCGCUGGGACGGUGUGCCGGCCGAGUGCGCCCGUCCUACGCCCGACGACCUCAACCGCCAUCUGAGUGAAGCGCUCAAGGCAGCUCAGGGCGGCGCGCUCCAAAUCGGCCACCUCCAAGAAAUGACCUCACAGACCAUCGACGAACUACGAAGAACGCAAAGGCGACUGCUGGUGAUCCAGAACGUCGACAACUAUAACAUCUACUCGGACCAGGCCAACGCCACACUGAACGGGGACUCGAUCAUCGCGCAGUUCAACAACAUUUCCACCGCCCAACAGGACGGCAAGGCGUUUACCAACAUCCAGUGUCAAGCCACCGCGACGAAUCUCGGGCUGAAGAUCUGGUUCUCGGCCAUUGCGGCGACGGCGUCGAAUUCGUGGUUGCUCGCCACCAAGGCCAUCUGUGACAGUAAGACGAUGCCAUGGGUCAAGGACAAGGCGCUGGAGAAGCUGCCGCAAGAUCAACUGCUUGUGCUGAUGGAUGACUUUGUCGACGGCGGCAUGUGUGAUGUGGCCUUGGACCUGAGCAUGCAGCGGUUGAAGAAGCCUUGA